Catharus ustulatus (Swainson's thrush) is the source of this 738-nucleotide messenger RNA. RefSeq names its product mitochondrial ribosomal protein S10 (gene MRPS10). The record is from RefSeq and is a predicted model, not a curated record. Gene Ontology annotation, biological process: translation. The coding region runs from base 34 to 633 and encodes 199 amino acids. NCBI's taxonomy places the organism in Eukaryota, Metazoa, Chordata, Aves, Passeriformes, Turdidae. The transcript has 7 exons. Gene Ontology annotation, molecular function: structural constituent of ribosome. Gene Ontology annotation, cellular component: mitochondrial small ribosomal subunit; mitochondrion; ribosome.
CCGGGCGGCAGGGCGGGCUGGGGCGGAGCCAAGAUGGCGGCGGGCUGGCUGCGGCUGUGGCGGCGGCUCUGUCAGGGAUCAGCUUUUCCUGUCAGUUAUGCAAGCAGAAUUAUGCAAAAGCAGUAUUUUCUUCCGAGCUCCAACUUGAUGGGAGCACGGCUGGCUGGAUCCCGUAGUGAUACACAGGAGCCUAAGACUAAUCCUUUGGUGUCUAUUUCAGAUGAGCCAGAAACGCUGUACAAGAGGUUGUCCAUUUUGGUUAAAGGCCACGAUAAAGCUGUGUUGGACAGCUAUGAAUAUUUUGCAGUGCUUGCAGCUAAAGAACUUGGCAUCUCUGUUGAAAAAGUAGAUAAACCCCCAAAGACGAUAGAACGAUUUUCACUUCUCAAAUCUGUACACAUUUUCAAGAAGCACAGAGUUCAGUAUGAAGUGAGAACACAUUACAUGUGUUUAGAGUUAAAGUACCUAACAAGCAGUACUGCCGCAGUUUACUUGGAGUAUGUGCAACGAAACCUACCUGAAGGGGUUGCCAUGGAAGUGAAAAAGACUAGGAUAGAGAAAAUACCAGAACACAUUCAGAAACCUGUUUGGGAUACACUACCUCAAGUAGAAGAAACUGAAGUCAAGUCAUGAACACACCAGGUACUUGGCUCCAUUAGUACUGAAAUUCAUUGCUCCUAUCAACCUCAUUUACUGAGACAGUCCAUUGUUAAAUAAAGGUUCGUAUAUAAAGAAAUU